Molecule: messenger RNA, 4506 nt
Organism: Zootoca vivipara (common lizard)
Lineage: Eukaryota; Metazoa; Chordata; Lepidosauria; Squamata; Lacertidae
Gene: RHOU
Product: ras homolog family member U
Biological process (GO): small GTPase-mediated signal transduction
Molecular function (GO): GTP binding; GTPase activity
Source: RefSeq, a predicted model, not a curated record
CUGCAAGCGGAGCGCCCGGCCAGGCUUCCCGAGUCGGCGUGCAGUGAGCGGAGAAGCGCGGCUGGCCGAGCCGCAGGAUCCAGGAGGCGCGUCUCUCGCUGUGCAGGGACCCGGAGCUGCAGGCGAUCGGGAAGAAGCGAUCGAGCUGCUGCUGCUGCGCCGGCUGGGCGCUCCUGCUUAGGACGGCUCCCCUCGGUCGGCCGUGCCGCCGCGCCUUGCUUGCUUCCCCUUGUCCCCCGGUGGCUCAGCCCCGGCGGGUCCCGCUGUCCUCAGAGGGGGUCUCCCGCCCGGGAGCCAGGCGGAUGCCGCCGCAGCAAGAAGGAGAGACGGGCUACAUCAGCAAGCCGCUGCCGGGCGGCUGCGAAGUGCCCCCGGUGCCGCCGCGGAGGGUCCGCAGCAGCCGGGCAGCGGCGCUGGGGGCCGCGCUUGGGAGCCGCUGCCGGGCCGGGGCGGGCGGCGGCGGGACUGGCGGCGGCGGAUCCGAGCCUCGCCGCAGCAUCAAGUGCGUGCUGGUGGGAGACGGCGCGGUGGGCAAGACCAGCCUGGUGGUGAGCUACACCACCAACGGCUACCCCACGGAGUACAUCCCCACCGCCUUCGACAAUUUCUCAGCUGUUGUAUCCGUUGAUGGCCGGCCAGUGAGGCUCCAGCUCUGUGACACAGCUGGCCAGGAUGAAUUUGACAAGCUCCGGCCACUGUGCUACACCAACACAGACAUCUUCCUGCUGUGCUUCAGCGUGGUGAGCCCUUCCUCUUUCCAGAACGUGAACGAGAAGUGGGUUCCUGAAAUCCGAUGCCACUGCCCCAAAGCACCCAUUAUCCUCGUUGGGACACAAUCGGACCUCCGGGAGGACGUCAAGGUUCUCAUUGAGCUGGACAAAUGCAAAGAAAAGCCCGUGGGGGAGGAGGCCGCGAGGCUCUGUGCCGAGGAAAUGAAAGCCGCCUCUUACAUCGAGUGCUCCGCUUUGACUCAGAAAAACCUCAAAGAAGUCUUUGAUGCAGCCAUUGUUGCUGGCAUUCAGUACUCGGAUACUCAGCAGCAGCCAAAGAAAUCGAAAAGCCGGACUCCAGACAAAAUGAAAAACCUCUCCAAAUCCUGGUGGAAAAAGUAUUGCUGUUUUGUAUAGUAUAUUUUGCAAAGGCUUUGAAAACAACAGUUGGAUACUGGGAGCGGGUCAAAGCUAUAUUAGCCCAAAAUCUCUCUAUUCCAGAGCACACGGACUGAAUUCCACAGCUCUACAUGCUGCUAAAAGUCAUCCGUUGUCAUUGGAGGAAGAGGAGGAGGUGGUGGUGGGAGGACCUGAGGCAGCUGGGUGAUGUGCAUUAGGUGGAAGGUUCCCACCCGGAGUCAGUGGAGUUUCCUGUUGCCAAGGGACAACUUAUCCCACACUUCUGUGAAACCAGAAGCUGCGCCAAGGAAUUGACUCCAUGCAGAAGUGGGAGGAGCCACAACAGAGGCCUCUGAUGCCAAGGUGACACAGAAACCAGGAGAAGACUAUAGGAGGACAGAGUUUGACAGGUGGAUGUUAGAAAAUGUGUGCUACUUAAUGACAUUUGGCUUCCCACGAGCCCGUUUUCAGUCUUGCCAUCUUCAGAAACUAUAACAUGCAUUCCAGAAACAUCCAUAGUUUGAUAAACUUAGCAGAACUUGCACGUAAAUCCUAUAUAUUUUUCUUAAGACGAUAUGCCUACUUCAUGCACAGUGUAGGGAUGUCUUAACACAAUGAGCUGCUUACAUAACUGCAUCUUAUUUGUAGACCCCUGACUUACAGAUCUUUUACAUGGUGUAAAUGUGCAUGCUUGCCAAAUUAUAAAAAUAAUAAUAAUGAUGAUAUUUUGAAUAGCCUUGGGUUGCUUUUCUAUUUCUAGAGACCCCAUGACAGGUUUUUUUAAAGUCAAUUUAUAAAGGAUGUAAUCCCUCCCUUAAACGAUGCACCAAAUACCUGUGAAAUGUUUGUAUCUGAUGGUCUAAAUCAAUGCGACGAUGUUUUCUACAAGAUAAUCUCAACUAAUUACAUUAUAGUCUUUUUCACAUAGUCAGGUACCGCACAUUUAUGUACCUUAGAUAGGGCCAUCUUUCUGCAUGAUGGAAUUCAGUGCCUAUCAAUAUAAGGUGAGGUGGGAUUAGAACAAGCUAUCAGCCAUAAGCAGUAGGAAAUCCAUUCAUUGAUGCCAAUGGAAAAGUCUUCCAGGUAAAUGCAUGGCCAUAGGAAUUGGUCCUGAUUCAAAAUAUACCAAAUCUGUCCCUGUCAAUUUUCAUGUAGUGAUUUAAAUGUUUUUGUUUCAAAUGAUCACAAAUGCAGGCUAGCAGUGGUGGUAACUACCUGGGCUGCAUGCUUUGUCCAUGCUUUCUUAUGGUCUUCCAUAUUGCUUUGAAAAAAAUGAACAUUAGCCGACAUGCAACACAUUUUGGUGACCCAAAUCCCUUUCAAGACAAUUCAAAGGUAUGUUUUAAAUUUUAACAAAAUGGCCUGCCCUUGCAAUAGAUUACAGUGUGAUGGAUCUAAAAUGUGGAAUAUUAUUUGCUCUAAUAUCUAACUAUAGAAAUUCCUCUUCUAAUUAAGUAGUGCAAUGUUCUGAAUUCUGGAGAUUGAGCUAUUUAGGAACCUGAUAUUUGCAAAAUGAGCGCAAAAGCCUUAAGUUAUUGUCUCCUUUUCUGUAUUGUCAAGAUUCCUCCCCCCACCAACCACCGCCUUUAAAGUAGGCUUCUUAUUCAUUCAAUUAUCAUCUUAGGUUUAAACUGACCUAAUUCAGGCAAAAUGGGGAACAAUGGUUUUCUGCUACAUGAAUGAAGUUUGGAUUUACAUCUGCUUUAGUUUUUAAACUAACCACAGUUCUCUGUGAGUCCAGGCUUUGGGAACUGUGGUUAAUUCAAAAGCUAAAGCAGAUGUUGGCACAUAAGCGGAGAGGGAACAUGUGAAUCCAAGACUUCCAUGCUUAGAAUAAGGUAGGAUCAAACAGGUGGAAGCUAGGGGGCAGGUGGAAGCACAUGAGUUUCCCGUUAUGUCUGAAUGCAGUCUACACAUGCAAGCCUUGCAAACAGAAUCCACAUCAGAUCUCACAGGGCUCCUGCAGAACCUCUGUAUUCACUGCAUCUUGUACAUGAGAAAUACCAGUGCGGAAACCCCAGGCACCUACUUGCCCAAUUGUUUAGCACCCAGGGCAUUAAAGAAUUUUUCUUCCAGCCUUAGGUGAAGUUGCUGCCUACAGUUUUUUCAGUGGCUCUCAUUUUUCCUAACCUGGUUGGGAUAAGUUUCCUGUUUCAAUGUUGGCAGUAGCUUAGACUGACUCAGCCCUCUCCUGCCGAGUGGUGAUGGUGGGGGCAGACAGCAGAGAUUCAGAGUUGUCCAAAGCCCCACUGGACUUGUUGCAGCAGGGCAGAAGUAACGGUUUCUGCAUUUCCAGUUGUUUUUUUAUAAUGCGAAUUAUUCCUCUCCAGUUGUUUAUAAUGGGAGAGAAUGCACAGACAUGACUUCCAGGGCUUACAUAUGUUUCCUUUAGUUUCAGGGGACUGAGAAGGGGACUUGUGAGAUCUAUCAAAGCUAUGCUUUUCCCUGACCCACCCCCAGCACGCUUCCUUUAGGCCUCUGAUGAUAUUGGACCUCAAGUGUUGGUGAGGCAAGGGCCACAGAGAUUUCCGCAGUGGGAGGUCCUAUCGCAACACACCCCACCCCACCCCUGGUCUGACUUCUAUUCAGAGCGAGGUCUGAUACAUCCCAUAGCCCCAGGAAAACACUCCCAGGGACCAUAGACUUGCAUGGCCCAUCAGAAUGUAGAACACGUAUUUUUUAAAUUUUCAAUGCAUACAGUAAGUCUGUCGUUUUGUUACUGUACUUAUUGCUGUAAGUAAUAAAAGCAUAACUAGCAGUGCAUACAGUUUCAGAGGGAAAUAAAGAGGGGGAAGUACUUUCACUUGCAGUGUGAUUUAAAUAUUGAAUCCUUUCAACUCCUCUUAUUAUGAGAGCCAGUGUGGUGUAGUGGUUAAGAGCGGUAGACUUGUAAUCUGGGGAACUGGGUUCGCGUCUCUGCUCCUCCACAUGCAGCUGCUGGUUGACCUUGGGCUAGUCACACUUCUCUGAAGUCUCUCAGCCCCACCCACCUCACAGGGUGUCUGUUGUGGGGGAGGAGGGGAAAGGAGAUUGUCAGCCGCUUUGAGACUCCUUCGGGUAGUGAUAAAGCGGGAUAUCAAAUUCAAACUCCUCCUCCUCCUCCUCCUCCUCCUCCUCUUCUUCUUCUGCUUUUUGGUAUCCCCUCUCCAUAAGAAAGUAGGUCACAGUAACCAGGAAAAGAGACCAAAAUGGAGUAAGGAUAAUAAGGGAAGAUCAAGGGUAAGUGGGGGGAAACCCUCACAAUCGGACGGACUGCUUAUUUUGUUCAUUCUUGUUCUUAAAAUGUGUUUAAAAACAAACUCUUCCAAGUCUGCAUUACAUGUCUCUUAUCAUGCUUGUCUGUGAUUACCUCCAUUGACGCCAUGUUUAAAUAACAUUAAAUGAUGCUUCAACCUUU